UAUUAAAAUCUAUUUUGCUUUUUUAAUUUAUUUUUAUCAAUAGUAUCAAGUCUGUUAAUUAACCUUAACCUAGUUAAGAAUUCAAACACUUGCAAAGCAGGCGAGGAUCCAAUCUUCUUUCUACACCUUCAUCACACUCCUACAUAUAGUCAGAUGGUUUAAACAACAUUCUUUUCUGUACCAGAAAUCAACGUAACCAAUCUGCAGUUUUAUCAUGGAAUAUCAAGGCUUCCGAGUCCUGCUUCACCUAAGAUUGGGUAUCAUGCUGACAUUGCUUGCUGGAAUUACCUAUUGCAAACACGCCCCUGCAUCGUUCUCUGAGCUGUUUAGGAGGCAUAAAUAUAUCACAGAAGCAUACUUUCAGAAACACGAAACCUUAAUAGACCGCGCUUUCCAAGAUUUCAUAUCCAGUGAGCUUUCUCAUGUCUUCUGUGGCAAACAGAAUUUCAUGCCAAAACUGUCGGUUAUGCAGCGGCAGUUAAUCGGCGAAGGUUCUCACCGGCGUUUAACUUCAUCCGUUAAAAUUGAAAUCCAGCCAGAAGUUAUAUCCUCACUCUCCUGUGAGGCCAUAGUUAUUGAGAGACUGCCUUCUGGAGUAUUUGCUGACCCGUUUGAGCUAGAACAUCUUACAGGACGUGGUGUGUUUAGUGGUGCUUCUGCGUUUGGGGACACAGAUUUAGAGUUGCCUACCGUGCGGGCAAAUCGAUCCGUUGUUGAGGUUCACGUGGAUCUGAGCCCUAAUUCUUUGUCUGGAAACAAGAACAGCUGGGAACUAAAGAUUGAGAUUCCGUUGCAUGCACGUUAUGCGUUAUUUUUUAUUUCUGCAGCCAUUGGGGAAACACGGUUACACAAGAGUCGAAUUUGAGUCUCCCGACUUGUUCGUACAUUGCGUUGAUGAAGGGGACACACUUAACCAAAGCUGUAUAUUUUCAUCAACCGAUGAGGGUGUUAGAACGAGUCCACAUGCUAUUGUUUGGGAAGUACCUUCAGGAAUUGUGAAACACACAAAAAUCGUGUCUGUGCUUACUUUUAUUGCAGCAGUUGUAGGUGCUUUAUCAGUUUUCAUGGCAUGUAUCUUUUAUUCAGAAGUUUCCGUCUACAACGGUACAAAACAAUCUUAGUAUGUUUAAGGUUUAUGUUUGUUCAGUACUUAUGUAGAAGAUUAUAUCGUUCUUUUGAACCUUUUAUUCUACAAAUAUCUUUUGCCACUA
Helianthus annuus (common sunflower) is the source of this 1211-nucleotide messenger RNA. Its product is annotated as phosphatidylinositol-glycan biosynthesis class X protein. Gene Ontology annotation, biological process: GPI anchor biosynthetic process. The record is from RefSeq and is a predicted model, not a curated record. Gene Ontology annotation, cellular component: endoplasmic reticulum membrane. The transcript has 6 exons. Bases 215 to 865 code for a protein of 216 amino acids. Lineage: Eukaryota; Viridiplantae; Streptophyta; Magnoliopsida; Asterales; Asteraceae.